CAUGUACUUAAAUUUACCCCAUGAAAAAGUUUAUAAAGUUUUGUAUAGAAAGUUUCAGGUAUGUCGGCGUAUAUUGCAACCUAUCCGGAGAUCCGUAUUUUCCACCAUACCGGUUCUACAGUUCGUGUGUAAAAGCCAUUUCCAGUAAGCAUCCAAUAAAAUAACGAUAAAUACAUUGGAUCGAGAUCAAGGAGGUUCAGAAGAUGCCCAGCUUUGUCUCUGUAUUAAUAUUUCUCCAAAUUUUAGGAAAUUGUAAAUGUUCAGACCCGGAGUAUUGUGAACAAUCACAAUUAACAGUGAAGGAAGUUUUCUCUUGCCCUGAUAGCUUAGAAAAAUGGACACAGAGAGCAGAGAUCAAAAAGUGUGAGGAAAUUAAAAGUAACUGUUAUAGGAAACUGGAAUACCACUGUGUUACCAACGAAUGGCAAAAUAGGACUCUGGAGGUAUGCGCACCAAAGGCGAAAAUUCCUGCAGGAUAUUGUCCAGAAUAUAACACGUUAGGUGGAAAAGUGCAAGAGUUUUAUACAUCAACAUGCAAGGCAUGCAAAACUGAUUACUUUUCGACUGUUGCCUAUAAUUUUUCAGAAUGCUUUAAGAAUACACGAUCCUACAGUUCUCAAAGUGAGAUUACGAACACUGGAAGUAUACAGGAGCGUGCAAAGAUAAUGGAGGCCUUACCCAUACAGAUUAUUCUUACCUUAUUAUAUUCAAAUAUCUUUGAAUUCUUUAUUUUCUGAUG
Molecule: messenger RNA, 739 nt
Organism: Saccostrea cuccullata (small rock oyster)
Lineage: Eukaryota; Metazoa; Mollusca; Bivalvia; Ostreida; Ostreidae
Exons: 6
Coding region: 204-737 (177 amino acids)
Source: RefSeq, a predicted model, not a curated record